Molecule: messenger RNA, 1299 nt
Organism: Daldinia caldariorum
Lineage: Eukaryota; Fungi; Ascomycota; Sordariomycetes; Xylariales; Hypoxylaceae
Product: putative erythromycin esterase
Exons: 4
Coding region: 1-1299 (432 amino acids)
Biological process (GO): response to antibiotic
Source: RefSeq, a predicted model, not a curated record
AUGUCUGCCGGGCUCUCAGAACUCUUCAAAAACACCGCGCAGACGCUCCCGCCGAUAGAGAGCAAUGAGUUCGGAGCUAAUUUCGACGUAUUUGGAAAUUCCCGCUUGGUUCUCAUCGGUGACGGAAGCCAUGGAACGUCUGAAUUCUAUCGAGCGCGCGCUGCUAUCACCAAACGCCUGAUCGAAGAGCACGGCUUCACCCACGUGGCCAUCGAGAGCGACUGGCCGGAUGCCCGCGCCAUCGACCAAUACGUGCGGCAGCAUCCUCGCCGGUCCGAGGGCGUGCCUAUUCGCGUCUUCGACCAUUUCCCGCGCUGGAUGUGGCGCAAUACCGAAGUCCAGGAGUUUGUAGAUUGGCUUCGAGAGCACAAUGCGAAACUACCCAUGAGCCAGAGGACAUCGUUCAACGGCUUGGACCUUUAUAGCAUGGGGGCGUCGACUCGGGCGGUGGUUGAGUAUUUGGAUAGGGUUGAUCCAGCGCUUGCCAAAGCAGCUAGGAAGCGGUAUGGCUGUCUCGAGCCGUGGCUCCACGAUCCGCAGGAAUACGGGCGCAAGUCAUUCUACGAGGGCACGGCCCAGUGCGAGCCGGGGGUAAUCAAGAUGCUGCAGGAGCUCCUCUCGAACCGGAUCCAGCUGGCCUCGCACCCGGAAAACGGCGAGGCCUUCCUGGAUGCCGAGAUGAACGCUCGCGUUGUUCAAGACUCCGAGGUUUACUACCGGGCCAUGUUCUACGGCGACAAGAGCUCGUGGAACAUUCGCGACACUCACAUGUUCAGCACGCUGUCGCGUCUUAUCAAGCUCAAGCCCGGCUCCAAGGCUGUCGUGUGGGCUCACAACUCGCAUCUGGGAGACGCCAGGGGGUCGAGCAUGGGCACCAAGCGCGGCGAGCUUAACUUAGGACAGCUGUGCCGCGAGCACUUCCCGAACGAGGUCUCCAUCAUAGGAUGCGGGACGCACACUGGAACCGUGGCUGCCGCGGACGAGUGGGACGCGCCCAUGAAGAUCAUGCACGUUGUGCCCUCACGUCCGGAUAGCUAUGAAAGAAUGAUGCAUGACACUGGAAUCCCGUCCUUCAUGGCUGAUCUUCAUGGCGUGAAGACCGAGCCCAUGUUGCAGCGAUUUAUUGGCGUCAUCUAUAGACCGAGUACUGAAAGAUGGAGUCAUUAUAUUCAGACCGUUCUUACUGAGCAAUAUGAUGCAUUUCUUUGGUUUGACGAGACAAAUGCCGUCCACGCAUUUGAAACAGCACAACCAAGAGAGGCCCUCUCAGUAGGAGAAACCUACCCGUUUGGGGUGUAG